UUCAGUAUAAAGACUAAAGAGAGAGAGAGAGGACAUAACUCAGUAUCAAACCUCAGAAGUCCCAAAGACUAAAACCCAAGCGAUGAGUGGGAAACUUCUCAAGAAGUUGGAAGAUCCGCCGAUUGCAUCUUCUUCAAGCGAAGAAGAAGACGACGAAGAUGCCGUAGCCAACUCUUCCUCGGAAGAAGAAGAAGAAACCGAUUCCGAAACCGAAGCCGAGCCGGUCGCGAAGCCGCUUGCGAAACCUCCAGCAGAUUCCAGAAAGGUUGAAACUUCCUCAAAGCCCGAGACCAAGAAGAAGCGAUCUAGUGAGGCAGAUGAAGGCGAAGAAGCAAAGAGGGUCAAGAGGGUUUCAGGGGAAGACGACCACAAAAAGAGUAAGGGAGAGGAGACUAAGAAAAGCUGUUUCCAAAGAGUUUGGACCGAAGAAGACGAGAUUGCUGUCUUGCAAGGGAUUAUCGACUAUAAAAACGAAACUGGGUCAAGCCCUUAUGAUGACAAGAACGCUUUUUAUGAUCUUGUGAAGAAAUCUGUAAGCUUUGAUGUUACUAAAACUCAGUUUAUGGAGAAGAUUAGAGCUUUGAAGAAGAAGUUUGAGAACAAUCUUGGUAGAUGCAAGAAGAAAGGAAAGGAUCCGUCUUUUUCCAAAGCUCAUGAUCGCAAGGCGUUUGAUUUGGCAAAGCUGGUUUGGGGAGAUAAUGGGAUCAUGGCUCUUGAACCAUUGUCAGCUGUCAAGUCAAAGAAAGUUGAGCAUGCUGUGAAGAAGCAAGAGGAGCCUGCUGUGAAGAAGCAAGAGUUUGUUCCCAUUGUUGAUUUAGUAGCUCGUUUUGGUGUGGAUGAUCUUGCUGCUAAACAAGGUUGGAGCAGGCUUUCAUCCGAGGACAAGGAGAGAUUCGAGGAGCAAUGGAAAGCGUUGCAGCUUAAGGAAUUCAAGUUCUACUCUCAAAAGAGCGGUUUCAUUCAUGAAGUGGUAACAAAGAUGGCUGAAGCCUCUCGGCCAGACCAUUAGAUUUAUGUUUUGUUGCUUUUGUUUUCUUGUCUCUUUUGCCUGAAUUCGCCUCCGUCGUUUUACUUUCUCUGUUGAUUUAUCAAUAUUGAAGUGAUAUUUUAAAUUAAGUUAAUCCAUGUUGUCCA
Molecule: messenger RNA, 1134 nt
Organism: Brassica oleracea var. oleracea
Lineage: Eukaryota; Viridiplantae; Streptophyta; Magnoliopsida; Brassicales; Brassicaceae
Product: mediator-associated protein 1-like
Exons: 1
Coding region: 83-1009 (308 amino acids)
Biological process (GO): regulation of DNA-templated transcription
Cellular component (GO): nucleus
Source: RefSeq, a predicted model, not a curated record